Dama dama (fallow deer) is the source of this 921-nucleotide messenger RNA. RefSeq names its product olfactory receptor 2M5-like. The transcript has a single exon. The record is from RefSeq and is a predicted model, not a curated record. NCBI's taxonomy places the organism in Eukaryota, Metazoa, Chordata, Mammalia, Artiodactyla, Cervidae. The coding region runs from base 1 to 921 and encodes 306 amino acids. Gene Ontology annotation, molecular function: G protein-coupled receptor activity; olfactory receptor activity. Gene Ontology annotation, cellular component: membrane. Gene Ontology annotation, biological process: G protein-coupled receptor signaling pathway.
AUGGACAAAAGAAAUGAGUCUUCAAAUACAGAUUUAAUCCUCCUGGGCCUCUUCCCUGAUAUGAAUCAUGUCAACUUCCUUCUCUGUGUCAUUCUCCUGAUCUACACCAUGGCUCUCACUUCAAACUCCAUUCUAAUCCUCCUAAUCUGGGUGGAUUCUCACCUCCACACACCCAUGUACUUCCUGCUCAGCCAACUGGCUCUCAUGGACAUGACAUUAAUCUCUAGCAUCGUACCCAAGAUGGCAACUGACUUCUUCUUAGGGAAGAGAAACAUAUCACGCGUGGCCUGUGGGACUCAGAUCUUCUUCGUCCUGACUGUAGGAAUUGCUGAGUGCACCCUCAUCACCCUCAUGUCCUAUGACCGAUAUGUUGCCAUCUGCAACCCUCUGAGAUACACCCUCAUCAUGAGCCAGAAAGUCUGUCUGCAGAUGGCUGCCAUCUCCUGGGCUGGGGGCGCCCUUAUAUCACUUGCACACACGGCCUAUGCCAUGCAUUUCCCCAUCUGUGGUUCCAGAGAGAUUUCCCAUUUCCUCUGUGAGAUCAUGUCCAUGCUAAAAUUGGCCUGUGAUGAUGUCUCCGCCUAUGAGAAGGCUUUGGUAGUGACAAGCAUUGUGGUGCUCCUCAUCCCCUUGUCCCUCAUCAUGUCCUCUUAUGCUCUCAUAUUCCUUGCUGUCCUCCACAUGAAAUCUCCAGAGGGAAGGGACAAAGCUCUAGCCACUUGCUUUUCCCACUUAACUGUAGUGUGCCUCUAUUAUGGCCCUGCCAUGGUGGUCUACAUGAAGCCUAGUUCCUACCAUAAUCCCAGACUGGACCAAGUCCUCUUUGUGCUUGACCCUAUUCUCACUCCGUUGCUAAAUCCUCUGAUUUAUAGUCUUAGAAACAAAGAAGUGUUGGGGGCCCUAAGGAAGGUUCUAACUUGA